Molecule: messenger RNA, 996 nt
Organism: Mus caroli (Ryukyu mouse)
Lineage: Eukaryota; Metazoa; Chordata; Mammalia; Rodentia; Muridae
Source: RefSeq, a predicted model, not a curated record
AAAGCCAGCCUUAUGCGCAUGCGUAAAGGUGUCUAGGGCCGUAAUGAAUUCGGGCGUCUUUUCUCCCACAGUAUGUAGACAUGAAUUCAUCCAGGAACCUCUUCGUGUUUGGCUUCUCCAUCUACUGUGGGCUCGCCAUCCCCAACUGGGUGAACAAGAAUCCUGAGAAGCUGCAGACAGGGAUUCUCCAGCUGGAUCAGGUCAUCCAGGUGCUCCUGACCACAGGCAUGUUUGUCGGUGGAUUUCUGGGCUUCGUCUUGGACAACACCAUCCCUGGUAAGGCUGCAGGUACCUCACAGCUGGGCUUGUGGACAUCUGAGCAGUGUCAGGGCAGUUGGAGCUUCUGCCAGGCUGUUCACGGCACACCCUGGGGCUGGAGUCAGGAUAAGGCCUGGCCUACUUUAGUCAGCUUGAGCUGCUGCAGAAAAACAUGACAGAAUACGGUGAGCCAAACGACAGCCUUCUCUCAGUCCCCCUGGCUGGAAUGCUGAGGCAGGUUGGUUCUUCAUAGGACCGUACUUGGCUUGCAGUGAGGGGUCCUCACAUUGCCUUUGCUUUGGGCUGGCACAUCCCUGCAGUCUCUCUGUUUCACAAUCUCCCUUUGUGUGAAGGAGACAGGGCUGGGGUGGGAUGUAGCACAGCCGGUGGAGGCUUGCCUACAUGCACAGCUCUAGCUUCCAAUGUAUAAGCUACUUGCAGGGAUGCCCACCUGGGAUCCCAGUGCUGGGCAGGUGGAGGCAGGAGAAGGGAGAGUCCCAAGACAUCUCCAGCUACAUAGUGAGUUCCAUGCAAGCCCAGGAUACAUAAGACUUUAUCUCAAAAAACAAACAGACAGACAGACAGACUGGAGGCCUCUAACAACAGACUCCUUUUAACAUCUUUACCUUCUUAAAUAUUAUUGGCAAAUACUGACACCCCCAGGAUUAGGCUGUCAUUCUACGACUUUUCAAGGGAUAGAGUUCAGUCAUGGCAAGGCCCUAAAGUGGAUGAUACACC